GAUACGACCACAUUGCGUUGUGCAACAAAAGGAUGACCAAACAGUAAAUUGUUACAGUUUCCAGACGUCAUUAAUCCAAAUGUCAAUUUAUGUGUAUGGAUUGACAAUAUUAUAAACUAGUUUAUUUGCAUCGAAAUACAAAAAAUAAAGAAGAAAUCGUCGAUAUCUGGCAUCUAAUUGUGGUUUUUCACCAAUUUUUACAUUAAAUUUUGUGAAUUACUCAUUUUCCACGGAAAUUGAAAUAUUCAAGGAAAAGUUCCAGCAAGAGCAGUGUCAUCAUUUUCCCCUUUAUAUUCCAGUAGUGGCUACAAUGAAUUUACGAAAUGGCAAAAUAAAGCCGGACUUUAUUGAUUUGGAUGAUUACGAGAGCCCGGAAAGGAUAAUGCCGUACAAUACACGCUAUCGAAUUUCAAAAAUAAAAAGCGAGCCAUCAUCAUCUGAUGACGACGACGAACCAUUGCAAUGUCUAGUUGACAAUCGUUUUCUACGACCACGUAACCGAGCCACACCGCCGCCAUCGAUUGCUUUGAUCAACUAUAAGCCUGAAUACGAUUCGGACGAUGAAAUCCAUGAUGAAUCGUCGAUCGUUGACAUUGAAACUGUACAAAAUCAAGUAAAAAGGAUCAAAACUGAGGUAAUUGAUGACGAAUAUAUGGAUUAUUGCCAUAAGCCAGCGUUGCCACGUAAACCAGUUCGAAGUUCAAAAGUUACCCGUCGAUCGUCAAAGCCAUUGAAUGGUCCCGACAAACGUAAUUAUCAAUGUAUUUUAUGUCGUAAAUUUUUUCGAUAUAUGUGUAGAUUGAAAACACACAUGUCAACUCACACCGGCGACAAAAUGUUUUUUUGUGCCCUAUGUCCAAAGAAUUACACCAGUAAAUCAUCGUUGAAUGUGCACAUGCGUGUGAUUCAUUCGAAUAAGAAGUCGGAAAAUGUCUCACAAACGAAGCCACUUUUUGUAAAUGUCAAAGAUGAACCGAAGCAAGAGCCUCAGCAAUUUCUCGAAUUUAAAAUCGAACCAUUUGAAUAUGUCGCCGAAAGUAGUAUGCUUGAUGUUGAAACAUCCGCCAUGGAAUACACUCCGUUUGUUUGGGAUGACAAAGAAGUGGUGUCAAAUAUGACGACGUCGGUGCCGUGGCGGGAUAGUGAAGUGUUGAAGCCGAGCGACAAAGAGAAUCGAUUGCAUCGGCUGUGCCCGACACCAAGGCCAAAAGUCGCAUCAAAGUAUAUGCUGUGGCAGAAGGAAUCGACUGGACUGCAAUCAUGCUAUGUGGACAUUUUCAAACAGCUAAAAUCCAGACGAUCUUCAUUCGCCGAGAUUGUGAUCAAUUCAAAGAGUGACAAAGCCACCCAAGACAAUGUCAAGAGCACUGAGUCGGCGGUUGAAGAACGUGAAAUCGGUGACAUUGAAUUUAUUCAAAAGAAUUGGCAAGAGGCACGUGAGUGGUACAAUCGAAGUAUUUGCCAUGCAAAAUUGGGAACGUUUCAUCUCUCCGUAGGUUAUGCAAAACGUGCACAGUGCUUCUUCAAUAUGGGCAUGUACAAAAAAUGUUGGAUCGAUUUAUCGAUGGCCGAGAAUUCGGGACUGCCGAAAGAGUUGCUACCGCAAUUGGAAAAGCAUAAAAAUUCCUGUCGAAUGAUGCUGAAAGUAAGUAAAAUAAACGACGAUAUCGAGCCGACUCUCAGUUUCACCGCCGAUCCAAUGUUCCCGGAAAUGGCCCAUGUGCUGGAAAUCACCUGCAACGAUACAUACGGACGUCACAUCGUUGCCAAAGAACCCAUUGCCGUUGGUCAAAUUGUCUUAAUCGAAAAAGGAUUUGUAUCGACCACAACCGAAUAUUAUGUCAAGUGCUGCAUAUGUUUAACGGCCGAUACAAAUCUGGUGCCGUGUUCAAGGUGCUGCAAAGCAAUGGUUUGUAAGCGAUGCACCACCCGAAAAUACCAUCAAAUCGAAUGUGAACUUCAAUCGACGGUGAAUUGUGAUAACAAUCAUUGGCUCAUCAAAGUGAUUCGAUCGAUUUUAUGUGGAAUUGCUCUGUUCAAUACCAUUGAAGACUACAUACAUUUCGUGGAAAUGGCCACCACUUUGAAUUAUACCGCCAUUCCCGACACCAUUCCCGAUAUGAAAUCGAAAUAUCGCGCAUUUUUACAAUUGAUCCACAUGCCGGCGCUGCAGAAUGACGCAGUCCCUCUGGCCAAAAAACUAAUGACCGCAUUCUUGAACCAUGAAAUCGUCGGACGGAUUUUUAGUUCGAUGAAACAACAACGCUUUUUAACGCAUUUAAUUUUACAUCACUUUGCAGUGAUUGAAAAAUUUGGCAUAAAGACUUUUGAUAACGGUGAAAGUGGUUGUGUCGAAAUCACCGCACCAAUCUCAUCAUACUUGAAUCACUCGUGUGCACCGAACUGUUCCAAAUUUUUACUCGCCAAUUCAAUUAUCGUGGUCACCAUGCGUCCCAUAAAAAAAGGCGAACAGCUAUUUGUUAGCUAUUGCGAUAUCCGAAAUAGCGACAAGGAGCGUCAAAGUAUUUUACGUGAAAAAUACGAAUUUGAAUGCCAGUGCGAGCGCUGUACAUUGGCACAAUCGCCAACGAUUGGUGCACAACAAAUUCAAUUGUUCGAUCGAAUUCGAGCAGAGGUUACCGAACGUUUUAUUCAAGAGAAUUUUGAAUAUUUGGCCAGCAACGAUCAGGACAAACGCAAAGAAUUGUCGGAGCGUGUAAUGGAUGUUUUAUACAAUUUUGGACGAAUGCCAUGGAAUAACACUGUUGAAUGGGCAUACGUGGUUUACAGCAUUAUUCUCAGUCAUCGCUUUCAAAAGAAACUAAAGUAUUGAAAAUGCAUGAACUUUUUCGGAUUUUUGAGACGGACAACAAUACACAACAUUUAUGUCAUACAUUUUUAUCAAUUUAUUUUUUAAGAAAAUACCAUUCUCUAUAUAUGUGAAAAACGUGUUGCACUUUUUCAACAGUAACACUUUGUGUUUUUGACUAGAAUAAGACGUACAAAUUAGUCCAGGGACUGGAAUUAAGGAAAAUUCGAUUGAAUCAUCGAAUCAACAUAACAAAAAUGUCAUAGCCAUAGAAUUUUGGAUAUUAGACCGUUUGCCAGUUGAGUAAUCGAGUAAUAAAUCAAUCUUGAUUAUGAAGAAAUCAAACAAAUGUACAACUCGAUACA
Messenger RNA from Contarinia nasturtii (swede midge), 3174 nucleotides. RefSeq lists its product as uncharacterized. The transcript is spliced from 6 exons. NCBI's taxonomy places the organism in Eukaryota, Metazoa, Arthropoda, Insecta, Diptera, Cecidomyiidae. The record is from RefSeq and is a predicted model, not a curated record. Gene Ontology annotation, molecular function: protein binding. The coding region runs from base 311 to 2833 and encodes 840 amino acids.